AGGAUUGGGUGCGGGGCGGGGCGGCGGAGGGAUUGCGGCGGCCGCAGCCGGGAUAACCUUGGGGCUUAAGCGGCCGACUCUCGCACUACAGCGACGCGUCGCGAGGGUCCGGACUCUUCUGCAGUAGCAGUGCAGCUCGUGCGGGACCGCGCCGGAGGACCUCAGCAGCCAUGUCGAAGCCCCACAGUGAUGUCGGCACUGCCUUCAUCCAGACCCAGCAGCUGCACGCGGCCAUGGCCGACACGUUCUUGGAACACAUGUGCCGUCUGGACAUUGACUCGCCACCCAUCACGGCCCGGAACACUGGCAUCAUCUGUACCAUCGGCCCAGCUUCCCGAUCGGUAGAGAUGCUGAAGGAGAUGAUUAAGUCUGGAAUGAAUGUGGCUCGUCUGAACUUCUCUCAUGGAACCCACGAGUACCACGCAGAGACCAUCAAGAACGUGCGCACAGCCACGGAAAGCUUUGCUUCCGAUCCCAUUCUCUACCGGCCGGUUGCCGUGGCCCUGGACACCAAAGGACCUGAGAUCCGCACGGGGCUCAUCAAGGGCAGCGGCACUGCGGAGGUAGAGCUGAAGAAAGGGGCCACGCUCAAGAUCACUCUGGACAACGCCUACAUGGAGAAAUGCGACGAGAACAUCCUGUGGCUGGACUACAAGAACAUCUGCAAGGUGGUGGAUGUGGGCAGCAAGAUCUACGUGGACGAUGGGCUUAUUUCUCUGCAGGUGAAGCAGAAAGGUGCUGACUUUCUGGUGACGGAGGUGGAGAACGGUGGCUCCUUGGGGAGCAAGAAGGGCGUCAACCUCCCUGGGGCUGCUGUGGACUUGCCUGCUGUGUCGGAAAAGGACAUCCAGGAUCUGAAAUUCGGGGUGGAGCAGGAUGUAGACAUGGUGUUCGCAUCUUUCAUCCGCAAGGCAUCGGAUGUCCAUGAAGUCCGGAGGGUCCUAGGAGAGAAAGGGAAGAACAUCAAGAUAAUCAGCAAAAUUGAGAAUCAUGAGGGAGUUCGGAGGUUUGAUGAGAUCCUGGAAGCCAGCGAUGGCAUCAUGGUGGCUCGUGGUGAUCUAGGCAUUGAGAUUCCUGCAGAGAAGGUCUUCCUGGCUCAGAAGAUGAUGAUCGGGCGGUGCAACCGAGCCGGGAAGCCUGUCAUCUGUGCUACGCAGAUGCUGGAGAGCAUGAUCAAGAAGCCCCGUCCCACCCGGGCUGAGGGCAGCGAUGUGGCCAAUGCGGUCCUGGAUGGAGCCGACUGCAUCAUGCUGUCUGGAGAGACAGCCAAAGGGGAUUACCCGCUGGAGGCCGUUCGCAUGCAGCACCUGAUAGCUCGUGAGGCUGAGGCAGCCAUGUUCCAUCGCAAGCUGUUUGAAGAACUUGUACGAGGCUCAAGCCACUCCACAGACCUCAUGGAAGCCAUGGCCAUGGGCAGCGUGGAGGCUUCUUAUAAGUGUUUAGCAGCAGCUUUGAUAGUUCUGACGGAGUCUGGCAGGUCUGCUCACCAGGUGGCUAGAUACCGCCCCCGUGCCCCCAUCAUUGCUGUGACCCGGAAUCACCAGACUGCUCGCCAGGCCCAUCUGUACCGCGGCAUCUUCCCUGUGGUGUGUAAGGACCCAGUGCAGGAGGCCUGGGCUGAGGACGUGGACCUCCGGGUGAACUUGGCCAUGAAUGUUGGCAAGGCCCGAGGCUUUUUCAAGAAGGGCGAUGUGGUCAUUGUGCUGACUGGGUGGCGCCCUGGAUCCGGCUUCACCAACACCAUGCGUGUCGUGCCUGUGCCGUGAUGGGCCCCAGAGCCCCUCCUCCAGCCCCUGUCCCAUCCCCUUCCCCCAACCCAUCCAUUAGGCCAGCAAUGCUUGUAGUACUCACUUGGGGGCUGUCAUGUGGCACUGGUGGGCUGGGAUGCCAGGGAAGAUUAAUGCCUCUGUAAAACAUGACUGUUUUUUAGGACCCUGUUCAGGUGAAUUGACCCAGAGCUGGGUUGCUCAUCGUGUAACCUCAGCCAAGCAAGGGACGAAGGAAGCGUGCAGGACUGGAAGCCCCAGAGCUUAACCCAGAGGGCAACAGCUCCUGCUUCCCUCCUUUGCGUAUUCCACUCGGUUUCUAUAGACGACGGAUACCCAGAGAACUCCCAAACCUGGCCUGGGGUCAAGAGACCGCCAGCAAGAGUAGCAGCAUAGGGCAGUGGUUCCAGUUCAAGGAGACUGGCUCAGGCCCUUACUUGCUUCUCCACCCCCCUCAGUCUCCCCCCACCUUCACCUUGUUGUGCGUUGUGCACUUUUGUUCCUACACUCAGAUGUCGCUGCAGGCAAACACUCCACCCUCCAUUUUCCCCACUACUGCAGCCGCCUCCAGGCCUGUUGCUAUAGAGCCUACCUGUGUGUCGAUAAACAGCUGAAGCACCCGU
This is a messenger RNA of Ailuropoda melanoleuca (giant panda), 2389 nucleotides long. RefSeq names its product pyruvate kinase M1/2 (gene PKM). The transcript has 11 exons. NCBI's taxonomy places the organism in Eukaryota, Metazoa, Chordata, Mammalia, Carnivora, Ursidae. Bases 171 to 1766 code for a protein of 531 amino acids. Gene Ontology annotation, molecular function: pyruvate kinase activity; potassium ion binding; magnesium ion binding. The record is from RefSeq and is a predicted model, not a curated record. Gene Ontology annotation, biological process: glycolytic process.